GCGAGUCGGACCCCUGCCCCUGGCAGGAGGUGGUACGGUUCCCGUCCUCUCCAGCUCCCCACGCCCGUGGCAGUGGCAGCUCCGUGAUCGCCGUCCUCCCGCGCCGCGCAGCCCCAGCCCGAGCCCAGCGCACCCCGCACCUCCGCGGCCUCCCGCCUCGCCCCGCGCUGCCUCCUCACCCGGUUGUUUUUGCCAUGGAAUUGACCAAAAUGUCGGACAUGACAAAGCUCCACCAGGCUGUGGCUGCAGGAGACUACAAUUUAGUGAGAAAGAUUUUGAAAAAAGGCCUCUGUGACCCAAACUACAAGGAUGUGGACUGGAAUGACCGAACCCCCCUUCACUGGGCGGCAAUCAAAGGGCACAUGGAGGUGAUUCAGGUCCUUCUAGAAUAUGGAGCCAGGCCCUGCCUGGUAACUGAUGUGGGCUGGACCGCAGCUCAUUUUGCAGCUGAGUCAGGCCAUGUGAAUGUGCUCAAAGUUCUCCAUGGACUGCAUGCUCCCAUCGAUGCCCCCGACUUCUUUGGAGACACGCCAAAGAGGAUUGCACAGAUCUACGGGCAGACCGCCUGUGUGGCCUUCCUUGAGAAGGCUGAGCCCGAGUGCCAGGACCACCGGCGCACUGCCAGGCAGAAGGGGCUGCCUCUGGACCAGCAGGACGAAGACUGGGAUGCCAAGAAAAGGGAGCUGGAGCUGUCCCUCCCUUCCUCAAAUCAAAACACUGAUAAGAAAACGAAUAAAACAAUUCGAGCCCCCACCAGGCCUGGCCAUAUGAAGGAGAGACGGGCGUGAGAAGGACAGCAUCCUCUGCGGCUCUAGCACGCAGGUCGGCUGCGGGGGACUGUCCCUGGACUAGAGGAGGAGUUGUGAGACCUGUACCGUCAUUAUGUGAUGUUACUUAGAGACCGUUCCCCAGAUGACUUCUUUUGGUAGCUCAGCACCUGCCAUUGGAUCUGAAGCCUUGCUGGGUGUUCUCUGCUGGAGCAGCCGCCUCCCUGCUGAGGCGCACUGUCCCCAGGAAUUGCCAGGAACAGCCAAGCAUUCGCUGCUUGUACGUGGUCACCAGUCAUUUGCCCUGUCAGCAUCCUCUGGCCCCGCUGUGUUGUUACAGAAUUUCAGGAGGCAAUGAAAGCACUCACCCUAAGGGAACUUGAUGGUUGAGAUGAAAAACAAACAAAAAAGUAGUAAUAAAAUCUCGGAAAUUUCCUACCUGCUCAGUACAGUUAAUCGGUGACAAAUGUGAUUUGUUGUCCCAUAAACGAAGCAAAGAGGUGAACAAGGUAGCUCCCAGCGUCCAGCUAUGGCUUUCCUGCGUGGGGCGGAGGGCCACUAUCCCAGAGCGGUCAUUUCUACCAAUGACCACUUCCCCAUAGGAGUAGAGAUCCAGGUGAUCGACCAGCUUGGUGAGCGAGAACUGGGAGCACGGACGAGGAUUCGUUCCCUCCCACGUAACAAGCGAGGGGUAGCACAAGAACUAGGAUGUGUGAUUCCGUCUUUACUGUCCGGUGUGCGUGUUAGGAAACCUCAGUACAGAUCAGGUUAUUUCCAGUUAAAAUGUCACAUCCAACCUGAGAUGUGCUCUCCAUGUGAAAUAUGUAUCAGAUUUUGAAUACUUAGAACAAAAAAGGUAAAGUGGUUCAUUAACAAUAUUAUUGAUUAUGGGUUGAAAUGAUCAUAUUUUGGAUAAAAUAUGUCACUGGCAGGAAUUUUGCUCUCUUUCUCUCCACUUUUUAAAAUACGUGGCUGCUAAGCAGAGAAGG
Molecule: messenger RNA, 1756 nt
Organism: Neogale vison (American mink)
Lineage: Eukaryota; Metazoa; Chordata; Mammalia; Carnivora; Mustelidae
Gene: ANKRD66
Product: ankyrin repeat domain 66
Exons: 4
Coding region: 195-788 (197 amino acids)
Molecular function (GO): protein binding
Source: RefSeq, a predicted model, not a curated record